CAUUUGGAGCUACACAAAUGUUAAUUUGCAAAGGUGUAAUAGGAAAAAAAAGGCAAGCUUUGUCCUACCUUAAACUAACCAUUAUCGUUCAACUGUUAAAGAAUUCAACAUAACGACACUAGCUAGGACGCCUUUUCCUCUCUUACAGUAACAUUGGCUGUAAGAGUAGCUAUCCCUUCCAACCAGAGGCACUUAUCUGUUUUUUUCAGCAAACGAAAUCACAACGAUUUCUUUGAAUCAAUAACUCAAAAAGCUUUGGCAGUGGAACAUUUUGUCAUCAGCAGGUCAAAAUGAGCCCUGGAGCACAGUCGGUAGCUGAUCUCACAGCAGAAAGCAAACCAACCACUGGUGAUAUCCCGCCUCCUUUGGUAGGUGCCUCAACGACUGUAGUAGACGAUGAGGUUUAUGUUUUCGGUGGUCGUCUGGUAUCGUCACGCCAAAUGACAAAUCAACUCUACAUCUUAAAUUUGAGAACUUUGGUCUGGACACAUUAUGUCGCCCCGCUCGACUCAGCACCACCACCGCAAGCAAGAUAUUUUCAUACAACCAACCUAUUUGAAAAGCACUUGAUUAUAUUUGGCGGCAUGAGUUAUUCUGGUGGACGCCGUUCUUCACAAACUCUUUGCGCACUGGACGAUAUAUAUUUAUUCGAUUUAGAACGAAUGGUUUGGAUUCAUUUGGAUAUUCAACCUAGCUUAUAUGCUCCACAGGCUCGCUAUGCACAUUUAUCUGUUUGCUUCGGGAAUAAGCUGGUUGUCAUGGGUGGCCAGGACAUGUCAAAUCAAUACAUCAACGAAAUCAAUGUAUUUGAUUUAGAGAAGAAUGCAUGGAUUCAUGGCGGUUUUCUCGAUCAACAGUUCGGCGCUUAUCGAUCAGUUACAUUUUCUCCUUUCGACGUUGAUAUGGGGACACUGCCUUCGCGCCCAUUUUGGGAAAAGCAGCAUAUGAUUAAUGAGCUACCAUUAUGUACAUACUCUAACUAUAAUUUCACAGAUGUAACUCGCGACCUACAAACAUUUUCACCCCUUACUUCUACAAUUGAGUUCAAAGACCAUUCAACAGACAUGUCUGGAGCAGCAUUACCUCCUGGUCUUCGUUUUCCGUCUGGUAAUGUUUUGGGCCAUCAUUUGAUAAUAACAGGAACCUAUCUUACACCAACACACCGGUCCUUUCAUAUAUGGGCCCUAAAUCUUUCAAACCUAGUAUGGCUGCGAAUUGACACAGGAUCUGUGCUCGCUCAGGGCUCAUGGAAUAGAGGUGUGUUAUAUAAAGAUGAAAAGAAAUGUGUAAUAUUCGGGGAUAGAAACAGAGAUUUGCUUGAGGAUUACAAUCAUCGACAAGUGAAUUUUACGCAUGUUGCCAUUGUUGAUUUGGAAACGUUUGGAAUAUACUCAUAUCCGAAAGAAACAUGCACUCCGAUUGCACAAGAGCUAGGAUUAAGUAUGCUUAAUGAACCAGGCAUGGCUGAUGUAGAAAUUGUCACAAAUGAUGGCCGGACCAUCCCUGCUAAUUCAAGCGUAAUUGCUCUUAGAUGGCCGUAUUUCCGUGAAUUAUUGGAGGCCCAGCCUAAGAGUUCUGCAGGCUUCAAGAAAUUGGUGUUCCCUGAAACAUAUUCGGUUACUUUAGCAUUACUGCAGUUCCUUUACACCGACCAUCUUAUGACAGCACAACAGCAUCAGCCACAAAUACUUUCACGUUUAUUGAUUCUUUCGGACAUAUAUGAGCUUCCACGACUAGGUGUUUUGGCAACUCAUGCCUUGCAUCAAAAUUUGACCAUCUCAACGGCUAGUAUGGUUUAUGAAACCUCUGCGUUGACCGGACGGACUGCACUUCAAGUCCGUGCCCUACGAGUGAUGAUCAAUGCAAAGAGGAUGCUGCAACAACAACAACAACAACAACAACAACAACAACAACAACAGCAACGCCAACAAGUAGGGAUAAAUACAGCUGAUUAUUACCAAACACUUCCCGAUUCUUCAUCAACUGUAUUUUCGUCAGCUCUGGCAAGUAAAUCUUCAGGCGAAGAAGAGCGUAGCGUUUUUCAAACACAAGCGUCUCCAAAUCUAACCACUUUAAGACGCUUAACCGCAUCCAAAUCGUCAACAACGUCUUCCUCCGACAAAAAUCAUACCAUGCCACUUACAAUGCCAUCUCCCAAGCUAUCAAAAUCAAGCAACCUGUUACAGCAAAGUAUAAAAUUCAAAUCCCCACCUUUAUUUUUUGACAGGCCACGGAAAGGAAGCUUAAUACCGUUGCCAAACAUGAUGACGAACCCGAAUUCAUUGCAACAUUCCAUUAAUGGAUCUAACACAGGUAUACGUUUUUGAAGGGUUCAGUAAGCACAGUAGACAAAAGCAAUAAAUAAAUUCAGCAGCAUCCCUCUUUUUAUACAUAACAUAUAGCACAACAUUUAAAGAUCAUUUUGUAAUAUCAUGUUAGCCGGUCUUGUUGAGGGCUUUUUAUUUUUUGUACCGCUUGCAUAGAGCGCUCGCACGUACAAAAAGAGCGUAAUGA
Molecule: messenger RNA, 2514 nt
Organism: Mycotypha africana
Lineage: Eukaryota; Fungi; Mucoromycota; Mucoromycetes; Mucorales; Mycotyphaceae
Exons: 2
Coding region: 291-2327 (678 amino acids)
Biological process (GO): cell redox homeostasis
Cellular component (GO): cytosol; mitochondrion
Molecular function (GO): protein binding
Source: RefSeq, a predicted model, not a curated record